GAAGUUACCUGCCCGGCGGCGGCGGCAGCGGCGGCGGCGGGACCGAGAGGCGGCGGUGGAGCAGGCUGCGCGCUCGGCGCCGACGGGUGCGCGCCGCGGCUUGGGGGAGAGUUGAGCGCUUUUCCCCCCUCUUUUUUUUUUUUUUUUUUUUUUCCCUCUUCUUCUUAAACAAACCACAAACGGAUGUGAGGGAAGGAAGGUGUUUCUUUUACUCCUGAGCCCAGACACCUCACUGUGUUCCGUCUAAGCUUGUUUUGCUGAACACUUUUUUUAAAAAAGGAAAAAGAAAAGGAGUUGCUUGAUGUGAGAGUGAAAUGGACGUAAGAUUUUAUCCACCUCCAGCCCAGCCCGCCGCUGCGCCCGACGCUCCCUGUCUGGGACCUUCUCCCUGCCUGGACCCCUACUAUUGCAAUAAGUUUGACGGUGAGAACAUGUAUAUGAGCAUGACAGAGCCGAGCCAGGACUAUGUGCCAGCCAGCCAGUCCUACCCUGGUCCAAGCCUGGAAAGUGAAGACUUCAACAUUCCACCAAUUACUCCUCCUUCCCUCCCAGACCACUCGCUGGUGCACCUGAAUGAAGUUGAGUCUGGUUACCAUUCUCUGUGUCACCCCAUGAACCAUAAUGGCCUGCUACCAUUUCAUCCACAAAACAUGGACCUCCCUGAAAUCACAGUCUCCAAUAUGCUGGGCCAGGAUGGAACACUGCUUUCCAAUUCCAUUUCUGUGAUGCCAGAUAUACGAAACCCAGAAGGAACUCAGUACAGUUCCCAUCCUCAGAUGGCAGCCAUGAGACCAAGGGGCCAGCCUGCAGACAUCAGGCAGCAGCCAGGAAUGAUGCCACAUGGCCAGCUGACUACCAUUAACCAGUCACAGCUAAGUGCUCAACUUGGUUUGAAUAUGGGAGGAAGCAAUGUUCCCCACAACUCACCAUCUCCGCCUGGAAGCAAGUCUGCAACUCCUUCACCAUCCAGUUCAGUGCAUGAAGAUGAAGGCGAUGAUACCUCUAAGAUCAAUGGUGGAGAGAAGCGGCCUGCCUCUGAUAUGGGGAAAAAACCAAAAACUCCCAAAAAGAAGAAGAAGAAGGAUCCCAAUGAGCCCCAGAAGCCUGUGUCUGCCUAUGCGUUAUUCUUUCGUGAUACUCAGGCUGCCAUCAAGGGCCAAAAUCCAAACGCUACCUUUGGCGAAGUCUCUAAAAUUGUGGCUUCAAUGUGGGAUGGUUUAGGAGAAGAGCAGAAACAGGUCUAUAAAAAGAAAACCGAGGCUGCGAAGAAGGAGUACCUGAAGCAACUCGCAGCAUACAGAGCCAGCCUUGUAUCCAAGAGCUACAGUGAACCGGUUGACGUGAAGACAUCUCAACCUCCUCAGCUGAUCAAUUCGAAGCCGUCCGUGUUCCAUGGGCCCAGCCAGGCCCACUCGGCCCUGUACCUAAGUUCCCACUAUCACCAACAACCGGGAAUGAAUCCUCACCUAACCGCCAUGCAUCCUAGUCUCCCCAGGAACAUAGCCCCCAAGCCGAAUAACCAAAUGCCAGUGACUGUCUCUAUAGCAAACAUGGCUGUGUCCCCUCCUCCUCCCCUCCAGAUCAGCCCGCCUCUUCACCAGCAUCUCAACAUGCAGCAGCACCAGCCGCUCACCAUGCAGCAGCCCCUUGGGAACCAGCUCCCCAUGCAGGUCCAGUCUGCCUUACACUCACCCACCAUGCAGCAAGGAUUUACUCUUCAACCCGACUAUCAGACUAUUAUCAAUCCUACAUCUACAGCUGCACAAGUUGUCACCCAGGCAAUGGAGUAUGUGCGUUCGGGGUGCAGAAAUCCUCCCCCACAGCCGGUGGACUGGAGUAACGACUACUGCAGUAGUGGGGGCAUGCAGAGGGACAAAGCACUGUACCUUACUUGAGAAUCUGAACACCUCUUCUUUCCACUGAGGAAUUCAGGGAAGUGUUUUCACCAUGGAUUGCUUUGUACAGUCAAGGCAGUUCUCCAUUUUAUUAGAAAAUACAAGUUGCUAAGCACUUAGGACCAUUUGAGCUUGUGGGUCACCCACUCUGGAAGAAAUAGUCAUGCUUCUUUAUUAUUUUUUUAAUCCUUUAUGGACAUUGUUUUUCUUCUUCCCUGAAGGAAAUUUGGACCAUUCAGAUUUUAUGUUGGUUUUUUGCUGUGAAGUGCUGCGCUCUAGUAACUGCCUUAGCAACUGUAGAUGUCUCGGAUAAAAGUCCUGGAUUUUCCAUUGGUUUUCAUAAUGGGUGUUUAUAUGAAACUACUAAAGACUUUUUAAAUGGCUUGAUGUAGCAGUCAUAGCAAGUUUGUAAAUAGCAUCUAUGUUACACUCUCCUAGAGUAUAAAAUGUGAAUGUUUUUGUAGCUAAAUUGUAAUUGAAACUGGCUCAUUCCAGUUUAUUGAUUUCACAAUAGGGGUUAAAUUGGCAAACAUUCAUAUUUUUACUUCAUUUUUAAAACAACUGACUAAUAGUUCUAUAUUUUCAAAAUAUUUGAAAAUAAAAAGUAUUCCCAAGUGAUUUUAAUUUAAAAACAAAUUGGCUUUGUCUCAUUGAUCAGACAAAAAGAAACUAGUAUUAAGGGAAGCGCAAACACAUUUAUUUUGUACUGCAGAAAAAUUGCUUUUUUGUAUCACUUUUUGUGUAAUGGUUAGUAAAUGUCAUUUAAGUCCUUUUAUGUAUAAAACUGCCAAAUGCUUACCUGGUAUUUUAUUAGAUGCAGAAACAGAUUGGAAACAGCUAAAUUAUAACCUUUACAUAUGGCUCUGUCUUAUUGUUUCUUCAUACUGUGUCUGUAUUUAAUCUUUUUUUAUGGAACCUGUUGCGCCUAUUUAUGAAAUAAUAAAUAUAGGUGUUUGUAAGUAAAUUUGUUAGUAUUUGAAAGAGGUUUCUUUGAUGUUUUAACUUUUGCUGGCAAAAAAAAAAAAAAAUUCACGCUUGGUGUGAAUACUUUAUUAUUUAGUUUUUACAGUAACAUGAAUAAAGCCAAACCUGCUUUUCAUUUAGCAGCAAAUUAAAG
Messenger RNA from Pongo pygmaeus (Bornean orangutan), 3012 nucleotides. RefSeq names its product thymocyte selection associated high mobility group box (gene TOX). Gene Ontology annotation, molecular function: chromatin DNA binding. The record is from RefSeq and is a predicted model, not a curated record. Gene Ontology annotation, cellular component: nucleus. Gene Ontology annotation, biological process: leukocyte differentiation; regulation of transcription by RNA polymerase II. The transcript has 9 exons. Lineage: Eukaryota; Metazoa; Chordata; Mammalia; Primates; Hominidae. Bases 315 to 1895 code for a protein of 526 amino acids.